This is a messenger RNA of Umbelopsis ramanniana AG, 1135 nucleotides long. RefSeq lists its product as uncharacterized. The record is from RefSeq and is a predicted model, not a curated record. Bases 22 to 1116 code for a protein of 364 amino acids. NCBI's taxonomy places the organism in Eukaryota, Fungi, Mucoromycota, Umbelopsidomycetes, Umbelopsidales, Umbelopsidaceae. The transcript has 7 exons. Gene Ontology annotation, cellular component: endoplasmic reticulum membrane. Gene Ontology annotation, biological process: lipid storage; lipid droplet organization.
GUUUCUUGUUUGCCCGUCAUAAUGGAAGCGCAUCUCACCAACGAAGAGCUAGAUGAGCUUAGCGCUUUGGCUGAGUCCGACCAGUUCCAUGUCGUGCCUGAUCACAUUGGAAACGAUACAUACUCCACAACGUCAACACAAGACCUUAUGCGGCGAGGCGAUCCCGACGCACCUUUUACUGAAUCUUCGAAUGCACCCACUCCUUUUCUAGUCACUAUCGUAGCCAAAGUGUUUCAGCUGCUCCGACCACUCUUUGCCAUUAUCUUCUCCCCAAGAGUGCAAAGAACCGUUAUCCGAACCGCCUUUUUGACCAUCGCUCUUUCCUGGAUUGUCAGUGUGGCAUGCUCGGCUUAUAUUGCCUUCUACAUGGCCCACGUUCCCAAGACUGCCCACAUCGAACCUGUCUAUCUGCAAUAUGAUAAAGGGAUGAAUCCUAUGGCUUUGGUUGAUUUGACACAGAAAGGAACUUAUACCAAGCCACUGCGACAUGAGCAGCAAUACAGAGUCGAUAUUCAUAUGCAUGUACCUAGCUCAGAGAUAAACUUUGACGUCGGUAAUUUCAUGGUUAGAGUCGAUCUUAAAGCAGCCGACGAUAAGACCGUGGCAUUUUCAAGCAGACCUUCUAUCCUACGCUAUCAGUCCGCCCUUCACCGAACGUUGGCUGUAUUUGCUAGAGCCCUUCCGCUCCUUCUCGGUCUAGCUAAGGAGACGCAGACUUUAGUUGUUCCAAUGAUGGAGCAUUUUGUAGAGGACCAGUCCCAUUCUGUCACCAAGGCCAUUGUGUCCGUGUCGGACAGUCGCCUCCAAGUCUACAGCAUGCAACUACACAUGGUUGCGGAUUUCCAUGGCCUUCGGUACUAUAUGUACAACCAUCGUAUCAUCACCGCUAUGGUCUUCAUUACCCUGUUUAUAUGCAUCGAGUUGUCGUUCGCUACCGUUGCUUGGAGGUUGUUUGGGUACACCCUUUGGACUCGAAUCAGUCAAUGGGCUGAUUCAGUGGCCAAGGAAGGCGCAGGAGGAUAUACUGAAGCGAGCAGUGAGAAAGACCCCCUUAUCGCUGGCCUUGAGUCAGCAUCUGAAAAAUCGGAUCAAGCUGACGACGACGAUAGUCAUUAGCAAAUGAACUACGUCUUUC